This is a messenger RNA of Trichoderma asperellum CBS 433.97, 1815 nucleotides long. RefSeq lists its product as uncharacterized. Gene Ontology annotation, biological process: carbohydrate catabolic process; fungal-type cell wall biogenesis. Lineage: Eukaryota; Fungi; Ascomycota; Sordariomycetes; Hypocreales; Hypocreaceae. Gene Ontology annotation, molecular function: mannan endo-1,6-alpha-mannosidase activity. The record is from RefSeq and is a predicted model, not a curated record.
AUGGAAAAUCCAAGCCGAGUGCCGCUGCUGGUCCGCGUGGCUACGGCAUUGCUAUUAGCAACCAGCCAGCUCGCCACGGCAUAUGACUUAAACCCAGAUUCUCGCGAGUCUAUAACGUCGAUAUCCAAACAAAUGGCAGAGGAUUUGGUAGCUUUUUAUAAAGGCAAUGAGCCUGGCCAAACGCCCGGCCUUCUUCCCGAUCCGUAUUACUGGUGGGAGGCCGGUGCUAUGAUGGGUACUCUCAUCGAUUACUGGUAUUAUACUGGCGAUGAUGCUUAUAAUAAUAUCACGCAGCAAGCUCUCCUUUUCCAAGUCGGGGAUACCAACGACUAUAUGCCAAGAAAUCAAACUCGGACAGAAGGUAAUGAUGACCAGGGCUUUUGGGGUCUUUCCGUCAUGUCGGCUGCCGAAUACAACUUUCCAAAUCCCCCUGCUGACAAGCCACAAUGGCUUGCUCUUGCUCAAGCUGUAUUCAACACUCAGGCUUCUCGAUGGGAUACAGAGUACUGCCAAGGUGGUUUGCGGUGGCAAAUUUUCACAUGGAAUAACGGAUUCGACUACAAGAACUCAAUUUCGCAGGCAUGCUUCUUCGCCCUCGGUGCCAGAUUGGCUCUGUAUACCGGCAACCAGACCUACGCUGAUUGGGCCGAGAAGACGUGGAAUUGGAUGAUUGGCGUCAAGUUCAUCAACACUACAAAUUGGUACGUUUAUGACGGCGCCGAUGUCGAGACCAACUGUACCGUCCUCACGCCUUAUCAAUUCACCUACAAUGCCGGAGGCAUGAUCCUCGGUGCAGCUGCCAUGUAUAAUUAUACAGAGUCGCAGGUCUGGAAGGAUCGCCUAGACAAUCUCAUCACUGGCAGCAAGGUGUUCUUCACGGGCCCCAAAAGCAAUAUCAUGGCAGAGGUUGCGUGUGAGUCGGUCGGUACUUGUAACGUUGAUGAGCACUCAUUCAAGGCAUACUUGAGUCGCUGGCUGGCCAACAUCACCAAAUGGGCUCCUCACACUUAUAAUACAGUCAUGCCAUACCUCCGAGCAUCCUCGAUUGCUGCGGCGAAGCAAUGCGUCGGCGGCAAGAAUGGGCGUAUGUGCGGCCUCAUCUGGAGUAACAACUCUUACGAUGGAACGACUGGUGUCGGUCAGCAAAUGGCGGCUCUUGAAGUCACAAUGGCCAACCUAAUCGGCAAUAGCAGUGCUCCCCUCACUGCCGACAGGGGAGGCACCAGCCAAGGAGACCCUGGUGGUGGCGGCGAUGACUUGGGUCGGGACCAGCCAAAUGGUCCAGACUAUGCACCCAUCAACGGAGGCGAUAGGUUUGGGGCGGCCAUUCUCACAAUUCUUGUCAUCGCUAGCGUGAUAGGAACCAUGGGUUUCCUUUUCCUGGACGAGACAUCUGGUCAAGGGCCUGUAGCUCAGCUGAAAGGGUGUUAUUUUUCUGCCAAAGGAUUUUACUAUUCUGCCUCAGCAGCCAUCACCACUUUUGCCGCGGGUGGAGGUAUAGCCGCGGCCGCCGCUGCCGGACGAAAAAGGGGUGAGAAAGAAAAAGGAGUCGUUAUCAAAGAAAAGGUAGUUACAAAGAGCAGAGAUUCGGGAAGCAAUGGUAGUCUGCAGGGCAGCAGCUCAAACAAUACCUCGACGGAAGCACCCCUGGUUAUUAACCAGUCGGCUCGGCAUAGUAGGGCAAGUCAACGGCGAUCUUCGAAUAUGCCGAUAGGUUGGCCGCAGAACCCGUCCCUCCGGAACAGUGUUGUUGUGGCAGAGUCGUCAUCCGCAGGAGCAUCUACCGAAGGGAGCAGCAGUAACAGAAGAUUAUGA